UAUUAGCCUUGUCACAAGGUGAAAAUAACCGGUUCUUAUAAGUGGCAACGAAGAUGUCGACGUUUGACAGAAAAGCUGAAUUAGAGAUGAAGAAAGCGAAACUAGCUAUUCUUAGGGAAAACAAAAUUAAAAGAGACAAGGUGAAGAUUGAUGGAACAAAUGGGGGAACUCAAGAUAACCUCAACAACUAUGGUUCGGCCCAAGUUCUUAGGAUUGAAACUGAAGAGUUAUUAAGAACUCUUGGGAUUGCUGUUUCUGAUGAACCGUUGUCUCAGGUUCCAGACGAUCGUAUUCUCUCUAAAGGGACUUCGGAUCCACCACAUACGAAAACGGAUAGCCAGAAAAAACGCAAAAGUUUGGGGUUUUCUCAAAUAAACGAAAUCAAUGUUCCUCCGAAAGAGAAUAUAUCUUAUUCUAAAAUCACUCAAACACUUGAGUCUUACGUCCCACAACAUGUUACUAGUGGCGUUCGUACUGGUUCUCCAAAGUUCAUGACUCAUUUAGAAUGGGAUGAUGAAUUUUCUACUGCUCUAACUUUUGAUGAAUCGGUAAAUGAUACUCUUGAUAUGACUGCUGUAAUCAACGAAAUACACAAAAUGCCACUGGUUAGUUCAAUUGCUGCUACAAAGACUCCUGUAGAUACAGAAAGAGAGAACGAACAUUUGAAGCCACUAAAAGUAAUACAACUCACAGACGAGGAAAGAGAUGCAAUUAUGAGAUCAGAUAGAUUUCAUCGUUUCUUUGACAGGGCAUCACGACUGAUAGAACGAGCAUUAGAUGAACCUGCAGAUAUAUUUAUUGAUUAUAGUGGUGGAGAUCAUGAUGAUACCGGAAAUACCCAACGUCAUCAACUUGUAAGAUUUAGUCGUGACUUUUUUGAUGAUCGGUGGUCAAGAAGACGCCUAGUCACAGCAUUGGAUUGGUCACCAAUUUUUCCUGAGUUACUUCUUGGUGCUUAUCAUGCAAAUGAUGAAGCUCCACAUGAUCCUGAUGGAGUAUGUUUAGUGUGGAACUUGAAAUUUCAGAAAACAACUCCAGAGUAUAUUUUUCAUUGUCAGUCUGCUGUUACUUCAGCAACCUUUGCAACUUAUCAUCCAAAUUUGAUUAUUGGUGGGACAUAUUCUGGACAAAUUGUACUGUGGGAUAAUAGAUCAACCAAGCGAACACCGGUACAACGGACACCAUUAUCAGCAAGUGCACAUACACAUCCAGUUCAUGCAGUUAUGAUUGCAGGAUCAUUGAAUGCACACAAUUUGUUAAGUAUAAGUUCUGAUGGAAAAUUAUGUACAUGGAGUUUAGAUAUGCUGGGUCAACCUCAACAAGCCAUGGAAUUAACACAUAGGCAAGCUCGUACUGUAGCUGCAACAUGCAUGUCAUUCGUAGAUGAGAAUGUUAACAAUUUUUUGGUUGGGUCAGAAGAUGGACGAGCUUAUGCUGGUUCGCGGCAUGGAAAUCAAGCAGGUAUCAGCGAUGCUUUUGAAGGUCAUCAGGCUCCUAUCACAUCAAUUUCAUCUCAUCCACUCAGAGAUUCUGUGACAAUUUCACCACUGUUUCUUACUACUUCUCUUGAUUGGUCCAUAAAACUGUGGUCUGUCAAGGAAACCCGUCUUAUAUGUUCAUUUGAAGAAGCUUCAGAUUAUGUUUUUGAUGCUCAUUGGUCGCCUAUGCAUCCAGCUGUAUUUGCAACUGUCGAUUGUACAGGAGGCCUUGAUUUAUGGAAUUUAAACCAAAACAGCGAAUACUACAUAUCUAGUUAGAUAGUAUAUCGAUCAGAAUUGUUACAAUUUAUUCAAUCACGGUAAAGGACAAAUUAGAUAUGAGAUAGAAUUUGACUCAAUGUGAAUAGUUGUACCAAUAGUAGUAUAGUAAUCAAAGAAAAAAUCGAGUGAAUAUAUAUACCUGACAAUGACUACAGAACAACCUGGAUUUUCAAGAAUGUGAAAUAACAUUGAGCGUGAAAACAUUUCCACUGAUGUAAUAAAUUUUUAUUUAUGUCGCCUAAUGUUUAUUGUUUUUGCUGGCUUCAACCUUAAGGUUCGCAUCAUUUUACAUACUUUCGAAUAUCAUAAAUAUGUCUUGAUUUAAUCCUAAUUUUAAAUGUCAUUGAGGUACACAGUUAAAAACUAUAAAUAUAUUCAAAAAUUGUACACUUCCUUUUGAGUAAGAUAUUAUUGGUUGCAAGGUUAUCUGUCUACCUAUCCAUUAUCCAUAGAUAAUUAGGAAAUCAGUUUGCCUAUACUUCAUAUUUUUGGUGAUGUUAAUUUUUCUCAGCUGGAUGGUUUAAUCGCAAGGCUUUCGUUAUCGUUCUAGACACCAUCACCAACACAUCUAUUUGAACACAACAUCACCAAAACGCCAGCUUAUGCUGUAAAUCUCUUUCAUCAUUUCGAUAUACUUCAUAUUUACACAAUGUAGUCACAUCUCGUAAAAGUUGAGGCACUUAUUCUAUUUUGGAGGGGAUUUGAACGUUUCAGCAGUUAUUCGAAUGUCAUCCUUACAAAUAUGCUUACUGAUAAUACUGUAAAUGGCAUGAAAUAUGCAAUAAAAUUAAAGUUUGGCGGAAAUGCUUAUUAAUAAUCAGUUAUAGUAUUAAUAUAAAGAAUGAAUUAAAAUUCAGUCCCAUCAGUUCGUACAGUGAUUCCCGGCCAACCAUCGUUAAACAAAUGUCGUUUCCAUUCAUCUGGUUCACAUAUAGCCAUUGGUGAUGAUAAUGGACGUAUUCACAUGUUCGACUUGAAUGAAACAAUGGCAAUCCCUCAUGCAGACGAGUGGACGAUGUUUUCACAUACAAUUAGCGAACUUCGACAGCUUGCAGUCGAACAGAAAGAGAACGAUACCGAUGCUUUGUUUGGACAACCCACUGUGCCGCCUAUACCUGUUAUUCACUGAACGGGAGCAAUUUACUCUACUAAACGACAAUUCCUAACCUUCUGCAUAAUUCCCUGUAUCGCAUAAUAAAUGUCUACUGAUCUUACGGUG
Molecule: messenger RNA, 2979 nt
Organism: Schistosoma curassoni
Lineage: Eukaryota; Metazoa; Platyhelminthes; Trematoda; Strigeidida; Schistosomatidae
Source: the annotation of a GenBank genome assembly